UGCUACAGUGAUGAAUUCAUAGGCCAGUGUUUAUUUAUUUUUGUUGCUUUGAUCGGUUGUCUCUGCUUUGAUCUCUUUUGUGCAGCGUGUUAAAUUGAGAAGUGUUUGUUUAGGUUAUGCAGAAUGGAUGUGGAACUGUUCAGCAUCAACGCGGUUAAUCCUAACGGUCGUAAAAAGCGAGUGUUGCUUGGUUGCACUGGAAGCGUUGCAACUAUAAAAGUAGGUCUUCUGGUUUCACAAGCUAUUGCAGAGUCUUGCAUUGGCAAUGCAGAGCCUUCUAUCGAGGUUCGUAUAGUUGCAACCGAUAAUGCUGAGCACUUCAUCGUUCAUGAAGACCUUCCAAAGGAUUCCAAAAUUUAUACUGAUUCUGAUGAAUGGAAUUCAUGGUCUUCACGGGAGGACCCAAUUCUUCACAUUGAGCUUGUGAAGUGGGCAGAUAUAUUUGUGAUAGCACCGUUGGAUGCAAACACACUUGCAAAGUUGGCACAGGGGCUGUGCGACAACCUGCUGACGUGCGUCGCCCGGGCGUGGAACUUCGACAAGCCACUGCUGUUCUGCCCCGCGAUGAACACGCGCAUGUGGGAGCACCCAGUCACGGCGCCACAUGUCGCGACGCUCACUUCCUGGGGCUACAAGGAGAUCCCGUGCGUGGAGAAGAGGCUGGCGUGCGGCGACGUCGGAAUGGGCGCCAUGGCGGAGGUGGACGACAUCAUCCGCCACGUUUUCGCCAGCCUCGAGUCGGUCUCCUGCGACGAAGGGUCUGACGAGCCGUGCCGCCUCGACGAGUUUGAUUCCAGCGGCUCUAGCGACUCUUACUUCACCGACAGUGAUUCUGAGAACCUCCAGAACAGCGAAACAUAAUUCAGCAACUGAACAGUUGACGCUGUAUCAAGACUCUCUCUUCUUGUAACUCCAAAAAGGUUUUUUUCUUUAAUUUAAACAUGAAGUUACUAUCAUGAAAGCAUUUAUUUUAAUCAAUUGAAUUUGAAGUCAUUUAUUGUGAACUAGGUUGCUACCUUCACAAACUCAAUGCCCAAGAUUGGUGAUUUAUAUUGAGGUGCAUUGACUUGAAAUUGUGACAAUUAUAUACUGGUCAUUAAUGUAUUUUCAUGUAUGCAUAUGUGUAAAUAAAUUCUGCAUUCCAAAAAAGGUUUGUAAUC
Messenger RNA from Bacillus rossius redtenbacheri, 1160 nucleotides. It is a transcript of the gene Ppcdc, whose product is annotated as phosphopantothenoylcysteine decarboxylase. Lineage: Eukaryota; Metazoa; Arthropoda; Insecta; Phasmatodea; Bacillidae. The transcript is spliced from 3 exons. Gene Ontology annotation, biological process: coenzyme A biosynthetic process. Gene Ontology annotation, cellular component: phosphopantothenoylcysteine decarboxylase complex. Gene Ontology annotation, molecular function: FMN binding; phosphopantothenoylcysteine decarboxylase activity. Bases 124 to 861 code for a protein of 245 amino acids. The record is from RefSeq and is a predicted model, not a curated record.